Molecule: messenger RNA, 1215 nt
Organism: Diplodia corticola
Lineage: Eukaryota; Fungi; Ascomycota; Dothideomycetes; Botryosphaeriales; Botryosphaeriaceae
Product: trna-specific adenosine deaminase
Exons: 3
Coding region: 1-1215 (404 amino acids)
Biological process (GO): tRNA wobble adenosine to inosine editing
Molecular function (GO): tRNA-specific adenosine-37 deaminase activity; RNA binding
Source: RefSeq, a predicted model, not a curated record
AUGCCACCCGCGCCCGCGCCCGCGCCCGCGCCCGCCGACGUCCAGGCCUGUGUGCUGCGCGCCUUCGACGGGCUGCCCGCCAAGUGCAAGCCCCGUGCGCGCGACUCGCACGCCCGCGAGACGGGCAUGAAGUGUCUCCCCGCCACCAAGGUGCCCGCCGCCCACGGCGUCGUGCUGCACGACUGGCACGCCGAGGUGCUCGCCCUCCGCGCCCUCAACCGCUUCCUGGUCGACGAGUGCGCCGCCCUCGUGUCCUCGGGCGCUCUUGCUUCGGACUUUGUCGUGCGUCGGGACGCGGCCGAGAUAUCGCGGACUGUGCCGCAGCCAUUCGCUCUCCGGACCCAAGUUGAGAUCCACAUGUACUGCUCCGAGGCGCCAUGCGGCGAUGCCAGCAUGGAGCUAACCAUGGACGCUCAAGAGGACCCCACGCCCUGGUCGCUGCCCGCAAAUCCGACGCCCGCCGCCUCCUCUUCCGAUGCCGACGUUGUCCUGAGAGGAAGAGGUUAUUUCUCGGAGCUCGGCGUCGUUCGCCGCAAGCCUGCCUGCAUAUCAGCUCGCCCCGAUGCCCCGGAAACCCUGAGCAAAUCCUGCACCGACAAGAUUGCGUUGAAGCAGUUCACCUCGCUUCUUAAUGCUCCGGCCGCCCUUCUCCUGGACCCGCGGACCGCCUACCUUCGCACUCUCAUCCUGCCCGAGUCCCAGCACGUGCCAGCUGCAACUACACGUGCCUUCGGCUCUUCAGGAAGGAUGGCCCCGUUGGCGGCUGAGGGAACCGAGAUGCGGUCACACGGCUACUCUUUUCGGCCCUUUGAGGUUCAAACCGUCUCGCAGGAGUUUGAGUGGUCAAGAAGAAGUGCUUUGCCGGAGCAGAAGCUUGUCCCUUGCAACCUGAGCGCCCUGUACACUCCAUCGCACAGAGAAGUCAUCAUCAAUGGCGCGCUCCAAGGAAGGAAGCAAGGUGACGUAAAAGGAGCUAGCGUGGUCUCGCGCCGAGCAAUGUGGAGCGCUGUAGCUGGCAUCGCCAAGUGUCUGGGCUGCGAUGCCAUCCCAGAAGUCAUGGAGUUGUCGGGUCUGCUUGCUGAUAGCAAAGACUAUGCUACUUUUAAGAGAAUCCCUCUGUUGCUGGGGCGUCAGCAAGUGAAAGACCUUGCAAAGGCAGACGCACUGCGCGGAUGGGUCAACAAUGUAGCUGACGAUAGCUUCAGUAUAGACUGA